AGGUGUGGAUCAGAAGAAAUGAUGGAGAAGUGUCACAAUCUGUGCUGGAGAACAGUUACGCAUGCCAAGAUGUAGAAGACACUUUUGGAAAUUCAGGGGCCAUGAAGGAAAACGGAAACCUGACUGGUGAAAGGAAUGAAACUUUCGCUAAUUUGGACAUUGGUUCCCAUGAAAUUUCAGUCCACCCAGACCUCCCAAAAGAUGGAAAAAACCACGAGGCUUCUUCCUACGUAGAAAGUUGGGAUGAAACGUCAGAUAGGAACAUGCAUUGGAAAACCCACCCAGGAGAGAAGCCGUUUCAAUGUCUUGAAUGUGGGAAGAGUUUUGGUAGGAACUCCGAACUGAUUAGGCACAAAAGGCUUCAUGCAGGAGAGAAACCCUACGAAUGCCCCGAGUGCGGAAAGAGCUUCAGCCAAAGCAGAAACCUCACUUCCCAUCAAAGGAGCCACACGGGAGAGAAGCCUUACAAAUGCUUGGAGUGCGGGAAGUGUUUCAGUAACAGCGGCAUUCUCACUUCCCACCAGAGGAGCCACACCGGAGAGAAACCCUAUCAAUGUUCAGAGUGCGGGAAGUGCUUCAGCCAAAGCGGCAUUCUCAUGGCGCACCAAGCCAUGCACACAGGACAAAAGCCCUUCCCAUGCCUGGAGUGCGGGAAGAGGUUCCGCCAGCUCAUACACCUUACCUCCCAUGAGAGAAUCCACACGGGAGAAAAACCCUUCCGGUGUACGGAGUGCGGGAAGAGUUUCCGUCAACAUAUACACCUGACUUCUCACCAGAGAACCCACACGGGAGAGAAACCCUUCCGGUGCCAAGAGUGCGGGAAGACCUUCAGCCAGAGUUCACACCUGAUUCGGCACGAAAGGACCCACACAGGAGAGAAGCCAUUUAAAUGCCUCUUGUGCGCAAAGAACUUCAGUCACAGCUCUGAACUGGUUCGACACGAAAGAACCCACACAGGGGAGAAACCCUUUAAAUGUCCCGAGUGCGAGAAAAGCUUCAGUCGCAGCUCUGAACUCAUUCGACAUAAAAGAAUCCACACCGGGGAGAAACCCUAUAAAUGCUUGGAAUGCGACAAGAGCUUCGUCGACAGCACGAACCUUAUUAGGCACCAGAUAAGCCACACGGGGGAGAAACCGUACAAGUGUCCAGAGUGUGGGAAAUGCUUCAGUCAGAGCAGAAGCCUUAUGGCACAUCGACGGAUUCACACAGGCGAGAAGCCCUUUAAGUGCCAGGAGUGUGGGAAAUGCUUUAGUCAGAGUGGGAUCCUUGCCGCACACCAAGGCAUGCACACGGGACAGAAACCCUUUAAAUGUGUGGAGUGUGGAAAGAGGUUUCGUCAGCACAUCCACCUGACCUCCCACCGAAGAAUUCACACGGGUGAGAAGCCGUUUAAAUGCCCGGAUUGUGGAAGGAGCUUCCGUCAGCACAUACACCUCACCUCUCACAAAAGGAUUCACACCGGGGAGAAACCUUUCCAGUGCCAGGAGUGUGGCAAGAGCUUCAGUCACAACUCCAUCCUUAUUUCUCAUGUGAGAACCCACACCGGAGACAAACCUUACAAAUGCUUGGAGUGUGGAAAGAGCUUCACCUGGAGCAACCUCCUGAUUAGACACGAACGAACUCACACGGGGGAGAAACCUUUUAAAUGCCCAGAGUGUGGCAAGGGCUUUAGUGAGAGAUCACUUCUUAGUAAGCACCAGCGGCGUCACACCAGGGAAAAACCCUUCAAAUGUUUGGAGUGUGGAAAGAACUUUUUCUCUAGCACGCUUCUUAUUCGACAUCAGAGGACUCACACAGGGGGGAAACUACUGAAUACUUGGAGUGUGGAAAACCCAUCAGGAAUUGUUUGAGACGACAAGAAUUUGAAGAGGAGAAAAUUAUUAGUCGUGAUCAGAAUGGGACAAAAGUUGUCAUGCCCUUUGUCCAGCAAUUAUUUACCAAAAAUUUGCAGAGUAAGGCACCAUAAUUAUUCUUUUUGUGGAAUAAGAGUUUUUGUCUUAGCACAGUAUCUCAUCAGGAAAUCCCAAGAGGCAAAUGUGAAGCGGAAGUGCACAAAGCAAGGCAGGAUAGCUAUAUAUUUCUCAGAAACUAAACCAUCAUAAAUCUAUCAUUUUUGUCUAGGUCCUCUUGACUUCCUUGAGAAGAGUGAAAUUGAAGAAACUCACUAAUUUAACAUUUAUGAUUCCAGUAUGUUUCUUAGUCACUUCAGCUAAGAUUCUGUAGGUCAGUAUUUCUCAAACUUUAAAAUGCCUGGAGUCCAACUCCCAGAAUUAGAAUUAGGGGUGGUUGGAGUCCAGACAUCCUAUAGUUGUUAGAGUGAACAUGUAUGAUUGAAAACUUUUCUGCACUACGUCUUCUUGUACGAAAGUCACUCCUUGCCAUUUCUGUUUAUUUUCCUGUUUUUAAAUUUCAUUUGGGAUCAUAAUAGGCCAGAGGCUCCCAACCUUUUGGGCACCAGGGACUGGUUCCGUGCAGAAGGUUUUUCUGCGGACCAGAGGAGUCAUGGUUUUGUGU
Messenger RNA from Thamnophis elegans (Western terrestrial garter snake), 2514 nucleotides. Its product is annotated as gastrula zinc finger protein XlCGF57.1-like. NCBI's taxonomy places the organism in Eukaryota, Metazoa, Chordata, Lepidosauria, Squamata, Natricidae. The coding region runs from base 102 to 1850 and encodes 582 amino acids. The transcript has a single exon. The record is from RefSeq and is a predicted model, not a curated record. Gene Ontology annotation, cellular component: nucleus.